Messenger RNA from Triticum dicoccoides, 1694 nucleotides. RefSeq lists its product as uncharacterized. Bases 148 to 1368 code for a protein of 406 amino acids. The transcript is spliced from 14 exons. The record is from RefSeq and is a predicted model, not a curated record. Lineage: Eukaryota; Viridiplantae; Streptophyta; Magnoliopsida; Poales; Poaceae.
CCCAUCUGGACCAGCUUAUUUUCAGUCAGGGCCAAGCCCUCUCGUUUCCAUCUUUUCCUCCUCUCUGUUCCAGUGAAUUUCACUCGCACAAACCUGAAAUCGAACCUGAAAUCAAACCAAGAUCGAGCGGAAGCACGGCAGCAAGCAAUGGAGGCGCUGCUGGAGCUAGAGAAGGUGCAGAGGGUGCUCUCCCUCAUGGGCUCCGGCGGCCUCUCCGACUCCGACGGCAGCGGCGGCGGGGACCGCUUCCUCGCCCACUUCCUCCUCUUCCUGGCGCAACCGUUUGAUUCACUUGCCAUUGAGAAGAAGGUCGUAUUAAUCUUUGAGCUUUUGAGAGAGGUUAAUUCUGAUACACUCAAAGAAGUUCAACGUCUAGCCAGUCUGGAAGGUACUAAUAGGGAAGAUGAAAGAUUAUGUCCUUUAAUAUCGAGCCAGCCAACUAAGAAGUUCAAGACGGAUGCCGAGAAAUUAACCAUUCAGGAUGCGCCUAUGAUUGGAUUCGAUGCCAUGAUGAGAGCCAAUUCCACACUUGAAGAUUUUUGCAGGUCAUACUUCAUAUUUCAUGGUUUGGAUGUUAACAGACCACACUCUGUUUUCAAGUUUCUUCCUUUACUUUCUUUUACAGAGAGCUACAUAUACCAGUUAGAUGCUUCAAAUGAAGACAGUUUGCUAUUAGUUCCAGACAACAACUCUUCUUCAACAGUAUUGGAAAGGAAAAUACAAGGUUCUAGUCAGAUGUCCUUGUCUGACAUGCUUGACCCCCUUGAUAAUUUUCUUCAAUGCCAGGGGUUAAUGACAGAUCAAUUGCGAAAUGAACUCAAAUCUGGCAUCCAAUAUUGGUCUCUAGAGAGGAAGCUUUGUCAAGCAUUAUCAAGAAACGAUAAGAUAUCUAUCGAAGAUGUUAUGGAAGCAAUCCAUCUCAAAUCAUUUGACUAUCGAGUCCUUAAUCUGAUGAUGUAUCGGCUUACUGGUCAGCAGGUCAAUGACUUGCAUAUGGAGUUCUUGUCUGUCUCAGAAUUUUUAGUUGAGAUAUGUGAUGACCUGUAUGAUUAUGAGGAUGAUGUGGUUAACAAUACUUUUAACAUCCUCCGCAUGUUUGCUGUGAUAUAUGGACCUUUAGAUGCACCAAAGAUGCUGGCCAAGUGCAUCGGUGAAGCUGAGGAAAAAUAUGAGAGCUUCUCAAAGAAAUUGGACCCUAGCAUCUCAAGAAGUUACUGGAGAAGAUGUGAGGAGGCUACAAAGGAAGGUGGAAAAAUAUCAGGCCAUGCGUAUGGCACAUGGAAUAUCCCUCCUUUGAUAAGAGAUGAAGGAUCAUUUCGCCUUGAUAGAUUGAACAGAGGUGAUGCUUCUGCCAUGACCAUCAGAUGACAGAUACCAUGCUCUGAGCAUCUUAAAAAGGAGGCUUAGUUAUCAUUGCUAGUAAAUGCCUUGCAAGCAAAUUUCGCAAGAUUUUGCAUAAGCUCUUCUUAAUUUACUAGAGAUCUUGUGCUGUUGCAAGCAUGUUAUUUGGGAGGAUGCGAGCCAAUGCAACUAUAUUUUGUGCUUUGAUUGAAACUCAAGCUCAAUCAAGCCAAAACUGUACUAGUUGACCCAAAUUCCAUUAACCCACUCUUUUGCUGCAUAUUUGCAAGAGAUAAGGGCUAAAUCCUUUUAUGGCCGUGCAAAGUUGAAAAAACCACCCCGUGUGCCCGUGA